Phyllotreta striolata is the source of this 3513-nucleotide messenger RNA. The record is from the annotation of a GenBank genome assembly. Lineage: Eukaryota; Metazoa; Arthropoda; Insecta; Coleoptera; Chrysomelidae.
CGGAAUGCUGAUAAUACACUCUUGUUUCAGUGAAAUGGCUUUCAGUGUUUGACUUUUUUUCGGUGCGUGUCGUUUGUUAACUUUGCAGUGAAUUGUUUCGCACGUUUUUUUUUCUACUUAUUUUGUUUGUCAAAAUGAUCGUUACACCGGAUAGCAGUAUGCAUAACAGCCCUCAAUUACCUGAAUCUACCACUAAUAUUUCGGAUUUUAACUCUCGAAUGGGCCACAGGGAACCUGCCCUCAAUUUAGAAUUCGAUGGAACCACCGUAUUAUGUAGAGUAUGCGGAGACAAGGCGUCCGGAUUCCAUUAUGGAGUACAUUCCUGCGAGGGAUGCAAAGGUUUCUUCCGGCGGAGCAUCCAGCAGAAGAUCCAAUACAGACCGUGCACCAAAAACCAACAGUGCUCCAUCCUCAGGAUCAACAGGAACCGGUGCCAAUACUGCAGGCUCAAGAAGUGCAUCGCAGUCGGAAUGAGCCGGGACGCUGUCAGAUUCGGCCGCGUGCCCAAACGGGAGAAAGCCAGAAUUCUGGCUGCCAUGCAGCAGAGCUCCAAUUCGCGCUCGUUGGAAAAGGCCAUCGCAGCCGAAUUGGAGGAUGACCAACGACUUUUGGAAACCGUCGUCCGGGCGCACAUCGACACCUGCGAUUUUACUCGAGAGAAAGUGGAGCCCAUGUUGCAACGGGCCAGGGAUCAUCCAUCCUACACAGCUUGCCCUCCCACUUUGGCUUGCCCUCUCAACCCGAAUCCGCAGCCGCUGACAGGUCAACAGGAACUGUUGCAAGAUUUCUCGAAACGAUUUUCGCCAGCUAUACGAGGCGUCGUGGAAUUCGCCAAACGUAUUCCCGGAUUUUCUCUGCUAGCUCAAGAUGAUCAAGUUACCUUGCUGAAAGCCGGAGUUUUUGAAGUGUUACUUGUGCGUCUCGCGUGUAUGUUCGACUCUCAAACAGCCAGUAUGAUCUGUUUGAAUGGACAAGUGUUGAAACGUGACUCUAUUCAGAAUAGUUCGAAUGCUCGUUUUCUAAUGGACAGUAUGUUUGACUUCGCGGAAAGAAUGAACUCGCUCAGAUUAUCCGACGCUGAAAUCGGUCUGUUUUGUUCGGUCGUGGUCAUUGCCGCCGAUCGUCCCGGCCUCAGAAACACCGAGCUGAUCGAAAGGAUGCAAAACAAACUGAAAUCGUCCUUGCAAAUGGUUGUCGCUCAGAACCACCACGGGCAAUCGCACGUCAUGGACGAAUUGAUAAAAAAGAUUCCUGAUCUCCGUACUCUGAAUACCUUGCAUUCAGAAAAAUUGCUCGCUUUCAAAAUGACCGAACAACAGCAAAUGAUGCAACAACAGCACACGUGGAACGGUCACAUGGAAGAAGAGAGCAACAGCAAAAGUCCGGCCGCUUCUUCGUGGUCCUCCUCGUCCGAUGUCACCAUGGACGAGGCCAAAUCACCUCUCGGCUCAGUAUCCAGCACCGAAUCGAUGUGCUCGUCAGAGAUGACGUCGAUUCACGAAUAUCCGCAUCCCAGCAGUCACCACCAUAUCAGCUCAAACGUCUCUAACGCACCGCUGUUGGCCGCUACAUUAGCAGGCGGCGUCUGUCCUCACAGACACCGCGCCAAUUCCGGCUCCACUUCGUCCGGGGACGACGAAUUGGCCGCCACAUCACAUUUGAUCCACAACGGCAUAACAAUAACCCCAGUUUCGAGGCCAUCGCAUAGCUCGCACCCCAGAUUCAGGAAGCUGGACUCGCCCAGCGAUUCGGGCAUCGAAUCCGGAACCGAAAAAGUCGAAAAACCGACAUCGGUCUGUUCCAGUCCUCGAUCGUCCGUCGACGAUCAUCAUAUAGUCGAGGAUAUGCCCGUUUUGAAGCGAGUCCUACAAGCUCCGCCUCUGUACGAUACGAAUUCCUUGAUGGACGAGGCCUACAAACCACACAAAAAAUUCAGAGCGCUGCGGAAUAAAGACUCGGCCGAAGCCGAACCCGUAGUCGUAAUGUCUCCACAACCAGUGCAAUCUCAACUCCAAAUGCAAUUAACUUCGUCGGCCCAAUCGACUCUAUCCAGUUCCCACUCGAUGCUGGCCAAAUCUCUGAUGGAAGGUCCGAGAAUGACCGCCGAGCAAAUGAAGAGAACGGAGGUCAUCCACAAUUUCAUAAUGAGAGGCGAAUCUCCCGCCUCGCCAAUGGUGACAGCCGCGCCGACGGCCUGUCCGUACAAAUCAUCAUCGAACGGGUCUUUGCUGCAGCCCGCUUGGGCGACGAGCGUGAUCACGACCACCGCUCGCCAGAGCCAGAUGCACAACGGCCAGUCGCAGGACAUGGGCCAGCCUCAGCAGGAUUACAGUCGGCUCUAUCUGCCCGCUCAGUCGCCGCAUUCGACGUCGCCCGCACCCCCGCCGUCUAGGUCUCCGGACAAUCCGCUACUCACGGCGCUGCCGAAGAUGGUGGAGCUGCAGGUGGACAUUGCGGACACUCAGCAGCCGCUGAAUCUGUCCAAGAAAUCGCCGUCCCCCUCGCCGAGACCAAUGAAGGUGGUCACAUUAGAGGUGUAAGUGUAGAGAGAGAGAGAGGCGGUUCCCGUGAGAUUAGUACAAAGUGGAGUGCAUGGUUGAUCCACCUGUUCGCGAGAUGGGACUUUUAGGUGCCACUUUUGAUCGAGUUAUUAUGAAAAUAAAACCAAAUAAUUUGUAAUUAUCCCCCCAAUUAUCUGUCUGUAUCUGUAUAUCGAUGUGUGCCCUCAUGUUGUAGUAGGCGAAUCUAAAUCCUCAUGUAAAGUUACUUCCGUAAGGUCAGAAAGAAGCGUCAUUUUUGUACAUAGCGGACCAACAAUUCUGACUUUUCCUCUAGUUAAGGUUUCAACAAUCACUAAUUUAAAAAAAAAUUUGAAAAAAAGGAUUUAUCGAUGAGAAACUGGCAUCAGCACCUAAACAAUUCUCCUGUUGUAGAUUUUAAUUUAUAUUAUCGUUUAAUAUAUGUGAUAAAUUGAUUCGUAGGUUAUAUUUAUGGAAAUAAGUUUUGUGUUGCGUAUCUCAAUUUGUAAAGAGACUUAAUCAUUUUCAUGGAAUUAUCACCCGCCUGUUUGUAUCUCCGUUGUAUCAUAGCAUUUUAUGAUUAGUGAAUAUAGCGAGUCGCAGGGAUCCGUGAGACUGAGGGGGGUACCCAUCGUACUAGGAUCAGUUUUGGACCAACUCACCUGUGUUGCACCUCCCAUGUUUGUCUCUGCGCUCGCCUUUAGGACGUGAAGUUCUGUCCCCAACCAAAUGUAGCCCGUUAUUCUGAAUUUGUAUUCAACAAACGUUAUUUUUUUUUUUUGAACAGUAGUAUUUAUUUUAUUAUCUAUUCUAUUGUUACUUUUGUUAUCGAUCUUUAUGUUAUUUCUUCGGAUUGUGUACUUGUUGACAGGUAAUUAGUAAUUAGAAAAAUCUAAAUGUUAGUAGUCGAGACGAGUAUGCAAUCUGAAUGUUAACAAACUGUACUCUCUUUGUAAAUUCGGUUUUUGUUGAGGCCGACAGAAUAAACAUGUCU